AUGAGGUGGAAAAAUUGUAAUCUUAUUUUGGCCUGUUUCAGUCAAAGUGGUGUUCACAACCCAAAGACAGAUCGUGUUCAAGCUGUUAUGGCCAUGGACGUUCCUUACCGUCUCUUUAAUCACCUUCUCACCACAUGGCUUCCCACCUUUUGCACUCCUGAACCUCCUAAAUCCCCUAUGGCAAAUAAAACAGCGUCCUCUAAAGGGAAAUCUUCCAUAUUUAAGGCUAUAUCAUCAAAAUAUCCUUCCUUCAAUGGCUCUCAGAAGGAGGUCUCACGAGUUCUCGAGUUCUUAAGAGACUCAGGAUUUAGAGUUGAGGCGAAUACCUUUGCCAACUCGGAGGAGAAGGACUUUGGACAAAAAGAUAAGAAGACAACUGUGGAGACUGAUAAGAAUUCUGUGGAAGAAGAAUCCAACGCUGGAGAAAAUAAUGAAGAUGAAGAAGAGGAUAGAGGUUCAGCGAAAUGUCUCUUGAUGAAUGAUCGAGGAUAUCUAAUUGCUCAUCCAGGAUUUAUAGAGCCUAUUCAAGGAAGUCGUGCUUUUGAAAGCUACCAUAUUAGUCAUAGGGAACCCCUUGUGGCCGCAGACCUCUUGAAUCAUAUUGAAUUUGUGCGCAAGGUGGCUUGUGUGUCAUAUUCACAGCGUACUUUAGAACGAUACCACUUAUACAAUACCUCCUAUGAUGGCGUCGUUACAAACUCAGCUCCUGGUGAUCAUUGCACUCGCUAUCAGUUUACUCUCGUUCCGGGUACAAACCUAUUCGUGGGUCUUGUUCACGAGGCCCCACAGAAGCAGCGUCAACAACGAAUUCGUCGUAGUGGCGAUUCUGGAGGUUGCUCUCCACGUUCCGCUUUUUGCGCAUGCUCUACGAAGGACCGUCGAUGUUUGAAUUGCGGACGCCUCGAACCCCUCGAAUGC
Rodentolepis nana is the source of this 918-nucleotide messenger RNA. NCBI's taxonomy places the organism in Eukaryota, Metazoa, Platyhelminthes, Cestoda, Cyclophyllidea, Hymenolepididae. The record is from the annotation of a GenBank genome assembly.